Messenger RNA from Panonychus citri (citrus red mite), 1819 nucleotides. Its product is annotated as gastric triacylglycerol lipase-like. Gene Ontology annotation, molecular function: hydrolase activity, acting on ester bonds. Bases 324 to 1631 code for a protein of 435 amino acids. The transcript has 4 exons. Gene Ontology annotation, biological process: lipid metabolic process. The record is from RefSeq and is a predicted model, not a curated record. Lineage: Eukaryota; Metazoa; Arthropoda; Arachnida; Trombidiformes; Tetranychidae.
CAAACGGGGAUUUAUUUUCCCACUGACAAUCAGUGAAAAUCAACAUUACAGUUACAAUCAUUAUAAGUUGUCCAACGAGUUUUUAUUUGAUUGCUUAAUUUAAUUUCUCCUCGUAGUAAACUAAUUGUGUGAAAGAAACUCAAAUCAUUAUCCUCGUUUGUUUACCUACGGCAACUUAAAGAGGAAAACAAAACAAAAAGGUUGAUCAAUAAUCCCAAGUGUCGAUCCUGUUGGUACAAACUAAUAUUAUGUUAACAAAUUGUUUCUAAUUGUGUAUAAAUUGUUACUCUAAAUCUAAUAGAUAGAAAAUUAUACUAAACCUAAUGAAUACUUUUUGGAUAAUCAACUUGUUGAAUUUAUUUUUCUUGUCAACAUAUGUAAUUUAUACCUUGUUUUCAUCAUCAUCAUCAUCAAGUGAACAUGUUAAUCUAAAUGAUGUCGACUAUGGUGAUAGUCCAGAGAUAAUUGAAUCUCGUGGAUUUAAUUGUGAAACUCAUAAAAUUGUUACAAGUGAUGGUUAUAUUCUUACCAUGUUUAGGAUUGUUAAUCCAUUGAUAUUUUCUAAUCUUAAUGAUACUGAUAAGUUAACCUCAGGUAAACCAGUUCUCCUUCAAAGUGGUUUGUUUGGUUCUUCAGAUGAUUUUAUAAUUAAUUCACCUGAUGGUUACAUUGAUCAAUCUUUUCUUAAAUUUCGCCAAUCGUAUCAGUCUGUUGACUACAAGAAAAGUGGCCGAAAUUUGGGCUUUCUACUUGCUAACCUUGGGUACGAUGUUUGGUUAACUAAUUUCCGUGGAAAUUACUAUUCACGUAAUCAUACAACUUUCGAUCCUAAUUCAUCAGAAUUUUGGUCAACCGGUUAUGAUGAGAUGGCAACAAUUGACUUACCAAUGACGAUUGAUUACAUUCUAGCAAAGACUAAAAAAGAAAAUGUUGGUUAUGUUGGAAUGUCUCGAGGAUCGGCUAUUAUGUUUGCACUUUUAUCAGAGAAAACUGAAUAUUCUAAGAAAGUUAAGCCUUUUAUCGCCAUGGCUCCAGCCGUUUAUGUUAAAAGAAAAAGUCGAAGUUAUUUGAGAACAUUUUUCGAACUGAGUUACCUUUCAUCAUAUUUACUUUCCAAUCCAAGUGAAUGUUUCGGCCGUGGUUUUGCAAAAUCUAUACUCACAAUUUGCUCUUAUCCAAUGGUCGACGUUCUCUGUUUAAUGGCACGACAACCAUUUAGACUAAUGUCAAGUAAUCAAGUUAAUUCAUCUCGAGUAGCGAUCUACUUUACUCAUUACCCUGCAGGAUCACCUUGUUGGGAUAUAAUUCAUUUCAAUCAGGUUGGAUCAUCCAAUCAAUUUCGUAAACUUGAUUUUGGUCCAACAAAAAAUGCCGUCAAAUACGGUCAACCCGAACCUCCGAUCUACCAAUUAGAGAAAAUUAAUUCUCAUCAUAUUUUCAUAAUCAGUUCAACUGGAGAUACGGUUAUUCAUCAUGAUAAUGUCGUUAGAUUAGUUGAACAUCUUAAAGUUAAACCCAAGGAAUGGAUUCUAGUAAAUGGAACAGAUUUCAAUCAUAGUCAUUUCAUUCACUCAAUAGAUGCUGGAGUAAAGAUUUACAAGGAAAUCGCUCGAAUCUUAUCCGAGUACUAAAAAGAUCAUAAUAUUCGUACAAAGUUAUCGAUAUUUGUAUUAUUAUCGUUUAAAUGGACGAUUUGGAAUCUAAUCAAUCCAUAAUAUACUUUUAUAUAUUCAUCAUUUAUAUGUAACUAUUUGUAAAUGCGCCGAUUUUUCAUCAAACUGUAUUCAAUUAAAUUGUUCAUAAAAUCAAUAUAAAUUAA